Messenger RNA from Erpetoichthys calabaricus (reedfish), 1615 nucleotides. Its product is annotated as homeobox protein Hox-D8-like. The transcript is spliced from 2 exons. Gene Ontology annotation, molecular function: DNA-binding transcription factor activity, RNA polymerase II-specific; RNA polymerase II transcription regulatory region sequence-specific DNA binding. NCBI's taxonomy places the organism in Eukaryota, Metazoa, Chordata, Cladistia, Polypteriformes, Polypteridae. The coding region runs from base 295 to 1008 and encodes 237 amino acids. Gene Ontology annotation, cellular component: nucleus. The record is from RefSeq and is a predicted model, not a curated record. Gene Ontology annotation, biological process: regulation of transcription by RNA polymerase II.
UUUUUUUUUUUUUUAACAAAAAUAUAUUCAGAUCACAGCAGACGGGGGUAGUUUGUUUGCCUCGGGAACAGUAAAUGUAAAUCGAAGCUAAAGAUUUCCCAGGCAGUGUGAACUUUUCAUUCUGCUGUGAUUAAAAGGCGACCGCCUUAGAGCUUUUGAGAUUGCGAUAAUAUUGCACACCAGAAAUCCCAGGCCACUGGACUGCUGUAGAGACUAUGAGUACAAACUAGAAUAUUUAAGGGUAUUUCACGUGUUGGCCAUUUCCAGUGGUCUGGAAAGCAGCUAGCUGACCAGAUGAGUUCUUACUUUGUAAAUCCCUUUUAUUCCAAGUACAAGUCUGGGGAAACGUUAGGUCCGACGUACUACGACUAUCCUUUCGCACAAGAUGUAAACAGUAGGCACGCGGUGGUGUACAGCAGCGGAGCGAGCUUCCAACAUCCUUCUUCUCAGGUUCAAGAGUUUUACCAUCCCGGGGCCUCGACGAUACCGAAUGCAACAUACCAGCAGAAUCCGUGUGGGAUCGCGUGUCACGGUGACCCCUCGAAGUUUUACGGAUACGAUAACUUACAGAGGCAGCAGCUUUUUACGACACAGCACGAGGCCGAGCUGGUACAAUAUCCUGACUGUAAAUCGUCUAGCGGUCAUACUGGCGAAGAACCAGAUCAUUUAAAUCAGAACCCUUCGCCUUCUCAGAUGUUUCCCUGGAUGAGACCUCAAGCUCCGGGCAGACGAAGAGGCCGACAAACGUACAGUCGAUUCCAAACUUUGGAGCUCGAGAAGGAAUUUCUGUUUAACCCCUAUCUCACCAGAAAGCGAAGGAUCGAGGUAUCGCACGUACUAGGUCUCACCGAGAGGCAGGUAAAAAUCUGGUUUCAGAACCGAAGAAUGAAGUGGAAAAAGGAGAACAACAAAGAUAAAUUUCCCUCUGCGCAGGCAGACGAAGGAGACGGAGUGAAAACUGAGAGGGACGGCUUCGAGCAACGCGAACAGGGGCAGGAGACAGACUGACUUUAUUCAGCUAUACCUUCUUUUAAAAUUGGUUAUCGGGUCACAGACAUGCACUUGAAUUUCUCAUUAAAAUGUAUUGUGCCUUAAAUGAAGCCACGAGUAGGCCGUCCUUACAAAUUUCAUGGGUUGAAUAAAUAUACCGAAGACCGAAGUGGUAUGUGGUGUAUUCCAAGUAUAACGUGUAUGCCUUAAGCCUUAAUAUAUAUUGAAAGAAAAAAAAAAGAAAAUUAUUGAAAUAACUUGAACCAAAAACACAAUCCUCCGAAUGAACCCUGAGGACAGAAUGUAUUUAUUUAUAGUUCACAAUUGAAAUUACUUUAUUUGGAAACAGUGUCGUGCUUAGACUCUAAAGAAGUGAAAAAAAUCCCAAACUGUAAAACCGUUAAUUAUGUUCUUUCAUUGAUGUAUAUGUAUAUUUCUAUAUAAUAUAAUGCGAUUAAACCUAAAUUUCAUGUUAUUUUCACAAAGUGCCAACAUAUUCGAAAUUUCAUUUGUAUGAAUAACAAAAGACGCUGUGCAAAGCAGAUAUAAGGGGAAAAAAAUCAAAUAUAAAUUCAGUGUUUUCUAGAAAAAAUAUAUUCAAAAUUAAAUGAUUUUUCCUUCUGUA